UAAAAUAUCUACGCUGGGACUACUACUGGUAGUACGAAUAGACAAGAUCCAGCAAGACGUCGGCACCGAAACGGUACCUCUAUCGGUGAGUUGUUCGAAGUGGACUUGUCAGCUCACGUUCAGUCUCGCGAACGAUUGUGGGGCCGCCCAAGAAGCGUGCUACUUUAGGGGCAUCGUCUUGACCCUUGCUGUUUUUCCGAGAGAAUCUAUUAUUAGCAGUUGCCAGCGUCCGAAUUGCUUUCUUUUUCUCCAGAGCAUACAACUUUGGCCGGCAACCGGACCUCACUUUAACAUCCAGAAACACAAACGCGUCAACAGCAGCGCACAUUCUUGUAAAGAGCAGAGCUACCUUGCAAGAGUCGCCCACAAUCCGGCAACUCUACAACUACCGACUUGACUUGUGUCAUAUAAUUUAUUCCCGGAGGCAAGCAAGCAGACAAUAGACUAAUAACCAUGGCAACUGCAGCAUCAGUAUCGCCACUGCACAGCUUCUUUGCUAGUAACUUCCCACUGUUGAGGCAACAAAAAGUGGAGAUUGUGAGCGACAAUCCAGGAGGUUUGUCCAGAACUGAAGCCCUGAGCGAACGACGGAGGCUCUAUGAUGCCCACCAGCAACGGUUGGGCGACCUGUUCGUAACACCGCCAGCCUCUUCGCCUGUCAUCUCUAGAUGGGAAAGCGAAGUACCAGAUCUCAUGACCAUCCCAGGAUCGCCACCGCAAGCAGAAAGCCGACCAACUUGUAGUAGUGCAAUGAUUCCCCAGCCCAUUGGCCCCAAGAUCCCACGACGCCGAAGCAGUUUGGAAGAAUUCGAUGAAGACGGUUACUGCUGUAUCAAUGAUGAUGCGACUGCAUCGACUGCAGCAUCGACCACUAUUCACUCUCGCGAGAGCAAUGCAAGCAUCAGCAGCCGAGACUCGGAGCCAAGUGAUGAUCGGCCAUCGGACCGCGGUUUGGUGCCACCCAGGAGACGAUCCUCUUGUUUUGGAGGAUGGCACGGGGAAGAAGUUGAAGCCAACGAGCCUCUCUUGGCGUGCCAAGAUGACAGCCAGAUCCCGUCCACCAGAUUGCACAGUCGACGAUUCUCCCGAGAACAACGAUGCAGCAGCGACAGGCAUCUCAUGCUAGAAAAGAAGAGUCUGCAUGAAGUCAAGAGCACAAAGAAGACCGACAGGAAGGAGAAGUCAUCGACGCGUUCGUCUCGGCGAGGAACCAAGCAGGCUCCGAGGAGACCACGACGUAUGAAGAGUAUGGAGAUUCAAGAUGACAGUCUGACCAGCGUCACUCUGGAGUCGUCUUGUUCCUCUGUUGGCUAUGACGAUGACUGCAGUUUGCGAUUGGUCAUGUCCGAUUCGAUUCACACAGUCCUGCAGCAUGUCAAGCCAGAGUCCCCACCCACCUCGCCAGCCAGUGGAGGACAGAUGAAGUUGUUGACCGCCUCGGAGCAGCUCCUUCUCAAUGAUCACUGCCUAAAAGGUGUCGUGGGAGCGCUGAGGCGCAAUUCACAGCAGCAAAGUCCCGAACAAGGAUCCAAACCAGUCUUGACCAUCACAUACUAGACCGCUAGCUAGUGAAUGAUGGAGUAGAACGAAUAAAGCUAAGUAGUUCUAUAACAUUGGUUGGACCAUCC
Seminavis robusta is the source of this 1628-nucleotide messenger RNA. Lineage: Eukaryota; Bacillariophyta; Bacillariophyceae; Naviculales; Naviculaceae. The record is from the annotation of a GenBank genome assembly.